Molecule: messenger RNA, 1480 nt
Organism: Fusarium odoratissimum NRRL 54006
Lineage: Eukaryota; Fungi; Ascomycota; Sordariomycetes; Hypocreales; Nectriaceae
Exons: 1
Coding region: 1-1467 (488 amino acids)
Biological process (GO): DNA-templated transcription
Cellular component (GO): nucleus
Molecular function (GO): DNA binding; zinc ion binding
Source: RefSeq, a predicted model, not a curated record
AUGUCUGCGGGGGAACAAGCAACCCGGGCUUCACAAGUCGGAACUCAAGGGCCUACGCCUGCUUCAACUCACGAGAGCAACUCCGGAGGCCCAGAAAAGCCAGAGGCGGUGCUGAAGCCCAGUGACUGGGUAUUCCAAGGCACAUUUGCACGAACCGCAUCCUUGGAGGAACGAAAGCCGCCUUUAGACCUCAUCGUGUCCUCUACUUCGGUCUUCUUUCGUCACAUACACCCGUGGUUUCCGUUUUUAGACUCCCACUUAGUCCUGCACGAUCUCGCCGAUUUACGUGAGCCGACACUCUUAUACUACGCCAUAUUCGGUGCAUCGAUUCCUUUUCUUUAUCACCCACGGCUCAAUAAUACACAGAGUGACUCGUUCUGGAAAUACACUAAACGGCGCAUCUUUAUUGAGGCGUCAGAGGAGCCCUCCUACGCCGCUCUGGAAGCUGCUACAAUCUUGACUCUUGAUUUGUCGGGCAUGACAAAUGGCCCGCAGGUUUGGAGCCGAUUGGCCGUUGUUGCACGUCUGGCUGCACAACUACGGACAGCAAGUGGAAGAGUUCUACGACAGAGUGUAUCUGGUGGUUCACGAGAUGGUCGGCUUGCCACUACCCGACCAAGCGCGCGACAGCGUGCGAAGCUCUUCUGGGCAAUCUUCGCUCUAGAUUCCUUCAUUUCUAUAACUACAAGUCAACCGACUUUGCUGACCGAGCACAUUCUGCGCCCGUUUCGCCCAAGCCGGGAAGCCACAUGGCUCCAUGAACCCUCACACCCGUCUGCCUCAUGUUCAGCGAGCUAUGGCAGUGCCGAGCCUUCCACGUACUCAGUAUCCGCUGCGUUCUUCAAGCUCUUGCAACUCCUUGACGUCUCUCGAAGCUAUCACGAUUUAUAUUUAAGUUAUAUCACGUUAACAGGAAAUGAUGAGUCCGGAACAGUCAGCUGGCUGGAUUCCUUCUACAGCCUCUCUCAUGCCGCCGACAACUGUCUUCGUGGCCUCCCGCCGUGGUGUCGGUUGCUUCUUAACACAAAUACAACUGCCUCUUAUGCAAGUCAAUAUUCGUAUACUCGAGGAACCGAACGGUGUGCUACAGCCCCUCGCAUCCAUGAUGUACAGCCUCCAGUCAUUAUGAUCCAUGUAUACGGCCAUGCCCUUACUAUCUACAUCAAUAGUCUGCUGAAAUUUUCUGACCACCAGACCCUCACAACACAUGAUGCUAGAGUCCGAGAAAGUGCCACAGUUUCUUGUGCGAAUAGCGCUAGAGCUAUUAUUGAUAUAGCGUCAAUGUUUGUCAAGACACACGGAGACCGGAUAGGAUGGCCAUUCUCAUGGUCAAUAUGGACGGCUGCACGUUACCUCCUAACGUCGGCCAAGGCAGCCGGUUCGGUACAGCUUUCUUCCGGCUUCUACAUCCUCCUAGACUCCUUGCAAGAGUUGGGGAAGUACUGGCAGAUCAGCAAGAAAUAUUAGUGGCUUCUAUAUC